Messenger RNA from Micropterus salmoides (largemouth bass), 2477 nucleotides. It is a transcript of the gene lman2la, whose product is annotated as lectin, mannose-binding 2-like a. Gene Ontology annotation, biological process: endoplasmic reticulum to Golgi vesicle-mediated transport; endoplasmic reticulum organization; Golgi organization. Lineage: Eukaryota; Metazoa; Chordata; Actinopteri; Centrarchiformes; Centrarchidae. Gene Ontology annotation, cellular component: Golgi membrane; COPII-coated ER to Golgi transport vesicle; endoplasmic reticulum-Golgi intermediate compartment. Bases 10 to 1095 code for a protein of 361 amino acids. The record is from RefSeq and is a predicted model, not a curated record. The transcript has 9 exons. Gene Ontology annotation, molecular function: D-mannose binding.
UGACUUACGAUGGCUGCCGUACGCAGGGACCAUCGUGACAGGGAGUCCAAAACACCAUUCAGACGGAAAAUAAUGCCUUUUAACUCAUACUGGACUUUCGCUUUUCUUAUUCUUACUGCGAACUGGUGUUAUGCCGAUGAUGAUCACGAAAUGGAGGAGUUUUUGAAGCGGGAGUAUUCCCUUUCCAAGCCGUACCAAGGUGUGGGAUCCUUAGGCUCCUCCCACUGGGAGCUGAUGGGGGAUGCCAUGGUAACCACUGACCAGGUGCGCCUCACACCUGACAUGCAGAGCAGGCAGGGGGCAGUAUGGGGCCGCAUUCCUUGCCAUCUGAAGGACUGGGAGAUGCAAGUGCACUUUAAGAUCCACGGGCAAGGAAAGAAGAACCUGAAUGGUGACGGUUUGGCCAUUUGGUAUACUAAGGAACGUAUGCAAAAAGGUCCUGUGUUUGGAAAUAUGGACAACUUCACUGGCUUGGGUGUGUUUGUGGACACGUAUCCCAAUGAGGAGAAACACCUAGAGGCGCAGAAGAAAAGAUAUACUCCUCGCACACAGAGGAUCUUCCCCAUCGUCCUGGCCAUGGUCGGGAAUGGCAGCAUCAGCUACGACCACGAGCGGGACGGCCGGCCCACAGAGCUGGGCAGCUGCAACGCCAUGGUGCGCAACCUCAAACAUGACACUUUCCUCUUCAUCCGAUACGUCCGCCGCAGACUCACGGUGAUGAUCGACAUCGAGGGGCAACAUGAGUGGAGGGACUGCCUGGACUUACCCGGGGUGCGGCUUCCCCAAGGCUAUUAUUUUGGAGCUACAGCCAUCACUGGAGACCUCUCGGAUAACCAUGAUAUCAUUUCCCUGAAACUCUACCAACUGACGGUGUUGCAGAGUAAAAAGGAAGAGGAAGAGGAGGAAGAGGAGAUAACCAUACCCAGUGUAGAUAACAUUGAACUACUCAGAUCUGGACAGACCGAAGAACGGAUGAGUGGACUAGCCAUUUUCUUCACCGUGCUCUUCUCCAUGCUGGGCUGUAUGUUCCUCAUUGUCGUUGGCCUGGUGGUCUACAGCCACUGGAACGAGAGCCGCCGCAAGCGCUUCUACUGAGAAAGACAUGGUGGAGAUGGUGGUAACUGCUUUGGUCCGUGGGCCCAGCUGGACUGAGGCGAAAAUGAGACGCUGCUGUUGGUCAGUAGAGCGCAGUAGGUCGUUUCAUCCUGAGGACAACACUAUUUUGACAGGAGAUAGAGUCGAUGUAUCACCUGCUACAAAGAGCCAUUCUCCAACUCUGCCACUGGAGGUCAUGAAGCAGUAGGAGGACUUUAUGUCACACUUUGCCCUCAGCCCCUGUCUGACGCACACCAACUCGGCCUUACCAUCUCCACCUCUGUACUAUUUACAGUCAUGCAGUAUGGAUUUCAGAUUUUAUGGCUUUGAGAAAUAUAAAUACAUAAGUAUCCAAGGUGUUCCUACCUGCAGUAUGACUUGAAGCUCUAACCAAAUAGCACAAAAAAAAAUUGUAUCAUCUUUACAGUAGCUCCUUACUAACAAAAGCUGCGUCCCCACUCUUCUUUGCAGUAGAAAAAGCGCUUUAUACUCGAUCAUUUUGACUGUGUACAGCAUACUGUAUAUUCUAUUCCUGUAUUUGUAGUAUGCAUGACAUUCGUUGAAGUUUUUUUGUUUUUUAUGAAUCGUCUACCUUGUUGUAGACCUUUUUUAUGCGUUUAUGUAAAGCAUAUGGAAAACUGAGCUCUGUUUCGUUUGCGCAUGUGACAAAGAUUUGGGCGUUUCAGGGAAAUCUUUACUUUAAACUGUUGUUCGAAAUGUUUAUUUAUAUUUGUCACUGUUCCCUUCCCCUUAAUGUUAUAUGUGUAUUAGAGGAAAUGCAUCAUCGCCUUUUGGUCAGGUUAGAGCAAAUUCUAAUAAAUAUAUUUAAAAUAGAUCAAGCUUUGCACUGAAGGAAACAUUUUAAUGACUACUUAUUUAUUGUAUUUUGCCUCUUGCUGACACUUUUUCUUUGCACAUUGGACACUAAAAUUAGCUUUUCUGUUUUUUGUUCCUUUUGUGUUCUAUGUAGACACCACCUCUGUGUUUCUGUCAUGCAGUAUUGUAUAUUAGUAUAGUGUUUUUUUUUGCAGUGAACUGAACAAACAUGCUGGCUUGGCCUCAGGCUGCUGUCUACUUUGGAUCUGGGUGUUUGCUAGCUGUUGUUGAUCUGGCCCCACCUUCUUCUUUAUGUUCUGAAAAUCGCCUCAAGCCAACAUCAUAUAUUUUAUGUGGUCUUUUGUUUUCAAUUGUGCAGUGCGUGAUGACUUCCUCAUUUCCUGUUGCCACCUCCACAGCUGCCCUACCUUAUUCAUAUAUUGUUUGUUGCUUUGUAUGAAAACCGUGUGCCUCGUGUCCAUUCAGUUACCCACAAAUUACAUUUUGUAACCAUUUAUAGCUCUCCUGAGCUCUUGGCAUUAUAUCAUUAAAGACCUACAUCGGUA